AAUAGCUGAGCACUUUCAUUCCUCCACGAACAUAUAAAAACCAAUACCGGUAGGCAAAGCGUUUAAUAUAACUGCCAAAUGUCGCCCAGUUCAUUUUCGCUGACUGUGGGAACGGUCUCACUGAUCCUUAGUGCCGGUACGUACGCGUUAGAUGGUACACCUCAAAAUAUUACAGACGCGUUGGAAGCGCGGAUUAUCAACGGUCAGAGGGUGACCAUCGACCAAUAUCCCUAUCUAGUGGCAAUUCGAAUAUGGGGACGCUUUAAGUGUGGCGGCAGUAUAAUUAGCCGUAGUGUCGUCUUGACCGCAGCGCAUUGUUUAGCAGUUGAAAAAGACGCACGCAAUUAUAGCAUAAUAUAUGGACAAACCGAUAUUGAGGGUGCAACGACAAAUAUAAUACAAGUGAAAAGCUUUACGAUGCAUCCACAGUAUGAUAAUAUCAAUAUGGACUACGAUGCGGGUAUGCUGUUUCUAACCAAGGAUAUACCGUUCGGUCAACGAGCGCAGUGCAUCAAAUUGGCUGUGAACGGUGCGAGGCCUGGUAGGCGUGUCACUAUUGCGGGCUGGGGAAAAACGCAGGCGGGUGUUGUUGGUGAUUUGCAUGCUGUCCAUGUGAAUGUCAUAUCGCCGCUGAGAUGUACGACGAUGUACAAAAAUAUGUUGAAAAUAACAUCACGUAUGCUGUGUGCUGGUGUAUCACAAGGCGGUAAAGACGCUUGCAAGGGUGACUCUGGUGGGCCAUUGGUGGCCGCAAACGAGCAAGUGGGUAUAUGCUCCUAUGGCUUUGGGUGCGGACUUAAAGGUUACCCUGGUGUCUAUAGUAAUGUUGUCGUUUUACGCAAUUGGAUUUUAAACCAUGUGGACAUAAGGUGUAGCGUUACGAAGGCAGUUUCAAGUUCAAAGGGCGGACGAAAGAAAAAGUUGAAUUUAGAUUAAUUGCAAGCGUGAAUGGGAAGGAAAGCGGAAAGCAUUAAUGUGUAGAGCUGCAUAGUAGUAUUAGUUAUUAUUUUUCGUAUUUUGUUGAAAGAAUUAGCGAAGCUUUAGAUUUAUUUAUUGUACCGAAGUUAUAUACGACUAAGCGUAUGAUUUAGAUAAAAUAUCGAUAUUUAGUUGAUACUUUUUAUAAUGAGAA
This is a messenger RNA of Zeugodacus cucurbitae (melon fly), 1132 nucleotides long. Its product is annotated as trypsin 3A1. The record is from RefSeq and is a predicted model, not a curated record. NCBI's taxonomy places the organism in Eukaryota, Metazoa, Arthropoda, Insecta, Diptera, Tephritidae. Gene Ontology annotation, molecular function: serine-type endopeptidase activity. The transcript has a single exon. The coding region runs from base 79 to 936 and encodes 285 amino acids. Gene Ontology annotation, biological process: proteolysis.